GUUCCAGUCCUUUUCAAUAGUCUACCAGAGUAUUCGAUAGCAAGCUUUUUAGCCUAUAUCUAUCCCCAGUAUGGCUAGUACGACAGUGGAAGCGAAUAUGCGCACGGCCGGCAAUAUCAGUAAUCUGCCGCCAGAGAUUCUCAUCCACAUCAUGGAAACGGCCCUGCCGCGCAACGACCACCAGCUCCUCCCAGCCACUCACACGUGCGUAAAGACGCUGCUUUCAUGGCUGCUAGUCUGCCGAUUUACAUACCAACAGGCAUCGCGACUCCUCCGCGAUCGCUACGUCUACCUAGACUCUGAAUGGAAGCUAGACCGAGUGCUGCUGCACCUCUCACAGGCUGACCCAGCAUCGUCUCUCCCGCUGGUGUUUAGAAAUGUCACAAGCAUGUAUCUCGCACCAUUUGGGAAUCCGCGGCAACAUUUGCAGACAGUGACGCGGGUGAGAAAUCUGCUGUAUACGGUGUCUGGGACGCUGCGGCGGCUGGUGCUGGAGCUGCCCUCGGUAGAUGCCGACACGCACUCGAUCCAGAACAGGAUGGUUCUACAGGGCCUGCUGCAGCUGCAGAGGCUGGAGGAGUAUGUGGAAAUCGGAGAUUAUACAUGGCGAACGCUGGGCGAGCUAUCGACCCCGAGUUGGCCCGCUCUACGGCGUCUCACGUUUUGCGGUGACUGGUUCGUCAGCACGGAGCACAUUGGGGCGCUUGCGAGGUUUGCGCAUCUGGAGAGCAUAGUGUUUGCGGUUACGGAUUCGCAGGAUUUGGCUGCGAGGACGGCAAAUAUUAAGAAGGCGUAUUUUGAGCAGCGGGAUGGUGCUGCCACUGCCAUGGGGGGUAUAUCAUCAACAUCAACAUCAGCAGCAGCAGCAGCAGCAGCAGCAGCAGCAGCAACUACAGGAGUAGCAACAGCAGAAGUAGUAAAAGGGCGACAGCGUGGUGGAGGAAAGGAUAUACGGGUGACGCUAAUGGCUGUCGGGUGCGAGGUGUCAGAUUUAGUGACGACAGACUGGGAUAAGUGGGAUGCGGGGGAGACUAUGAAGGUAGAUGUGUUUACGGUGCCGGUGUCAUAUUAUGGCGAUGAGUCGGAGAGCGAGCUGGUGUGUAGUUGGGUUAGACGGGGUGCUUUGGAGGGGAGCAUAUGGGACUGGGGGGGGGAAGAAGUGCGUCAGCAGAAGACCGCUGCGCAGCAGCAGUAG
Molecule: messenger RNA, 1195 nt
Organism: [Torrubiella] hemipterigena
Lineage: Eukaryota; Fungi; Ascomycota; Sordariomycetes; Hypocreales; Clavicipitaceae
Source: the annotation of a GenBank genome assembly